ACUAAAUUGUGCAACAGCCGCGCUCCGCCGGAGAGUGUUGCUCUGUGUACGUAACCCUCCCCAAUAUGACGUGUGCGACUCAACGUCCCGACGUGGCAUUGUGGUAGUCUGACGCUCGGCGGCGGUGUGCUGGUGAUUUUGGGUGUACGAGACACAGCGGGCUCUGAAUAUGGCGGACGGGGAGGCCGAGCGGGAGAAUGGCCCCCCUGGCCCGGACAUAAACACCGAAAUGCCUCGCUUGGAGGAAAGUUUGCGGGAGCUGGAGCGGCUGCUGCAGGAGGAGAGCGCCAAAGGGGAGGCCGCGCAGGCUUCGAGCGAAUUCUGCCAACGAUUCUGUCAGACCCUCUUUGAGUAUGCAGAAAAAUGGAAGGCACCUGAAGACUCGCUUUCUCUUUUGGAAGUCUAUACUGUUGCAAUCCAAAGCUAUGCUAAAGCACGAUCAUAUCUUUCCUCAGACUGUGAGAACGUCGCUUUGGUUGUGGAGAGACUAGCUUUGAGCUGUGUUCAACUUUUGUUGUGCUUGCCACAUGAAUUACCUGAUGACCAUUGGGAGAAAUUUCAGUACUCCAUAAAGGCUGCUCAUAUGCUGUUGACUGAAAAUGGUAGCCACGAGCUCUCCAUUCUCUACAAUCUUUCUCAAGAAACUGGAGUGUGGAAGAAUCCAGUACUUGAAAGGCUAAUUAACCUGGAGCCACUGGAUCAAGCUCAAGUAAUUGACCAGUUCCUGGUAUCAGAAGCUCCAAUCCUGUUGGAAAUGCGAAUUAAGCAACUCCUUAAACUCACUAAAGUGGCAUCAGCAACUACUUUGGCAAAACUGUGUUCAGACCACCUUGAAAUGAGUAAAAAAGGCAACUUUACACAACUCUACCUGACUUGCCUUUGUGCGGCUUCACCAAAUAUUAAGCUUAUAGAGGAAAUUGCUAAAGUAGAUUGCAAGGAUGCACUUGACAUGAUUUGCAAUCUAGAGUCUGAAGGUGAUGAGAAAACCUCACUGAUUCUAUGUGCAGCUUUUCUCUCUCGACAGCUGCAGUUUGGGGAAAUGUACUGUGCAUGGGAACUAACCCUUUUUUGGAGCAAGUUACAAAGAAGAGUGGAUCCAUCAAUACAGAUAUAUCUUGAGAGAUGUCGCCAGCUAUCUUUGUUGACGAAAACUGUAUAUCACAUUUUCUUUCUGAUCAAAGUUAUUCAGUCAGAGACUGAAGGUGCAGGACUUCCAACUUGUAUUGAGCUGUGUGUUCGAGCUCUGCGUUUGGAGUCAAGUGAAAACUCAAAAGUAAAAAUCUCUAUCUGCAAGACUAUCUCCUGUUUAUUGCCUGAUGACUUGGAAGUUAAGAGAGCUUGUCAGCUCACUGAAUUUCUCCUUGAGCCUACUGUUGAUGCAUAUUAUGCUGUUGAAAUGCUUUACAAUCAGCCUGACCAAAAGUAUGAUGAGGAGUCUCUUCCAGUACCAAAUUCACUACGCUGUGAGCUGUUGCUUGUAUUAAAAACUCGAUGGCCAUUUGAUCCAGAGUUCUGGGACUGGAAAACACUAAAGCGCCAGUGUCUUGCAUUAAUGGGAGCAGAGGCAUCUAUUGUGUCUUCAAUUGAUGAGCUUAAUGACAAUGAAGCAUACGAUCAGACAGAUGACUACCAAGAAGUUACCCAAAUCUCCUGUCUAAAUGGGCUUGAUUGCUUUGAUAAUGUUAAUGCUAACAAUGUGAAAGAAGAAGAAAAGCAGAAAAAGAAAAACAUUAAGAAAAUGAGAGAACGUGGAUACAUAUCUGAAAGAUUUAGGAACUGGCAAGCAUAUAUGCAGUACUGUGUACUAUGUGACAAAGAGUUCCUUGGCCACAGAAUAGUCCGUCAUGCACAAAAACAUUUCAAAGAUGGCAUUUACAGCUGUCCAAUAUGUGCACAACAGUACAGCAGUAAAGAGUACUUUGUUCCACAUGUCACCUUCCAUGUCAAACAAUCUUGCAAAGAAAGGCUGGAAACAAUGAAACCCUUGAGAAGAAUUGGAAAACUGCCUAAAAAAGCACCAGCUAGUAAGAGUAAAAAACCUGUAACAGUUUCUAAACAGGAGCGGCCAAUUAAGAAGAACAGUCUCUAUUUAGAUGAUUUUAUUGUAUUCAAUGAUAAUGACAAAUCAGAUGAUGAUGAGAAAAACAACCAAUCUGAUAUUGCCCCAAAGGAAGAGCCGACACUGAUUAAUGAAUUUGCCUGCCCUGUGCAGUUAUGUAAAAAAGGAUUCAAGUACUUUAAAAACUUAAUUGCACAUGUAAGGGGACACAAAGGUGAUGAGGAAGCAACACGUUUUCUUGAGAUUCAGAGCAAAAAAGUUGUUUGCCAGUAUUGCCGACGCCAGUUUGUAAGUCUCGCUCACUUAAAUGAUCAUUUACAAAUGCACUGUGGAGACCAACCAUAUAUAUGCAUACAAAUGAAGUGCAAAGCAAGUUUUGAAACCUAUGCUGAUCUGUUAUCUCACAGGAAGGAACACAGAGUUUUCAGAGCAAGGUGCAUGUUUCCGAAGUGUGGGAGAAUUUUCUCUGCUGCUUACAUGCUCUUCGAUCAUGAAGCACAACACUAUAACACAUUUACUUGCAAAUAUGUUGGCUGUGGAAAAAUCUAUCAUUCUCAGCUUCAGUUAGAAAAGCACUUAAGUGAGCAUGUACCAGAAGAGAGACUACUAGAGAGCAAAUCUAACAUGGCUCCUCAACAAAUUGAAAUGCCAGGAACAGUUGUUAUGGCUAACAAGCAACCAACACAAGACUGUCCUGUUGAAACUAAUUUUGAACCUGGACAUGAAAAUCAUUCCAAUCAUUCUUCAGCAGUCCUCCCCCAAAAAGAAGAAUCGAUUGUUUCAAACGGAAUACAGCAGACACCACAUUUGCUUGACCAUCAUCUUCCUCCUAUCACUGAAGUUCUUCCUUUUGCAUCUUUGCUAAACCAGAUGUUGCCAUCAUCUUCAGCUAUACUACACCAGACCCUUCCACCAGAGGCUGAUAUGUUAAAUCCUUCUGAUUUGCCUGUACACCCAAGUAGCAAUGUCAAAUUGCAAUCAGCUCCUGAUGGGUGCCCUGAAAUUGUACUCAAUCAGAGUAAAUUGGUAGCAAAUAAUUUAAAUGAAAAUAAACAAUUAACACGUUUGCAUUUUGAGGAGCCAUGUCUUCCAGUUUUUGAAGGUUGCAAAACAUCCUGCCCUGUUAAAUUAAACAAAGAGAAUGUCAACUCUUCUGAUGCUGUUGAAAAUAAAAUGGAAGUAUUAUCUGCAAAUUCUGUUGAAAGUCAGGUUAGUAGUUUAAUGCCUUUUGAAGCAAACAACCAAGCCUCUCAGUUGUGUGAAAAUAAUUUAGAUAUGUCUGGAUUUAAUGACAAUUCUAAACCAGAAAAUGCUUUAUCAUUGUCACUUGAAACCAGCAGUAUGCUUACAAAUGUUUUGCCUUCUGUUGGUAAAACAGUUCCUGUGCAAACAUCACCACCACAGAAAUUUAAAUGCAGUGUGGAGGCAUGUACAAGGAUUUACAACUCGGUCCAAAGUAUGGGCAAACACAUGAAGACAGCCCACCCUGAUCACUACGAUGACUUUAAAAUGGAACGCAAGAACAGAAAAAAAUUGAAACGUGCAAAUUCAGGAAUACCUUCUGUAGAAGACAAACCUACAUAUUGUAUAUUACCAGAAGAAGGUUGCAGUAAUCCAGUUUUUCAGCCACAGGUACAGAGUGGGUCAAAUCCUAAUUUUUGCAGUCAAUUACAACACAUUCCAAACCCCAUUAUUCCAUCACAUCUUGAGAAUCUGAACCCAAUUCUUAGUUCUGUUGAAAGUAUUAUUUCUCAAAGUUUGUCAAAAAAUGUGGCAGAUUCUCUUCUGGGAACUGAUGUAGGAAAUUUAACUAGUACAACCUUGACAUCACAACUUGAGGAUCUGGCAAAAGUUGUUUUACCUUUAAAAUUUGAAAAUGGUUCUGACCCAUUUCUUCCGAUGCCAACUGAAAAUGAUCCUUUACCAGUCAUGUCUUCUCUCAGUGGGGUUACAGUCUUUACACAGCUAGGUAGCAACACAAAUCAUGAUCAUGUAUUAUCUGGUGGAGAAGCUGCCAAUUCCUUAUUUCUCAAAGAGGAAAGAGAUGCAGAAUCAUCAUUUUCCAAGCAGGCUGACAAUGCAGAUAUUGAUGCAAGCUUUAACUUGGAUAAAUCAUCCACAAUGCUUACUAAUACUAUUGAAACUAAAAACGGUAAUGAACGAACAUCAAGAAACAGAGAAAGAAAACCAAGGCACAGUUCUCGACCAAAAUGCCCUGCAAUAAUCAGAGAUGGGAAAUUUAUAUGCAGCAGGUGUUUUAGAGCCUUUACUAACCCAAGGUCACUUGGUGGCCAUUUGUCUAAACGAGCUGUGUGCAAACCUCAUAAUGAGUAUGACGGUUCCCAAGUGGUCCCACAGGUCGAUGGCCAAGCCAGUGUGUUGGCCAGUAUGAUACUUUCCUCCAGUCCAAAACACACAUUACAAUCACCUACUCAGACAUAUAGCCCGGAGGUUUCCAUCAAAGAAGAGCCAUUUCUUCCAACAAUUUCUUCUAACAACCAAACUACUCAGUUUUUCUCCUCCUGUGUAACCCGUGAUUUAGAUGAAACCAAGAAGGUAAUGCAAACUCCAGAAAUUGUAAAGAACAGACUAUUGAAUGUGACUUCAGGUGGAUCUCUAAAUAUGAGUAGUGAUACAACCCCAUUGACUGCAUUUAUGUCACCAACUAGUAUCAAAAUGGAAGAAAGCCACAGGAUUCUACAUUCUGAUUUAAAUAACUUUAAUAAAGUAGCUACAGUGGCUGAAGGGAGUAUGUUCAAUAAUGUUGAAAAUGGGUUGUGCUCAAAUGCCUCUUUGAAUGCGGGUAAUGAAAACAAUUGUUUGUCAACCCCUGUAAGCAGCACUAGAGUAUCUGUUAUCAGUGGCCCACAAAAUUCUUCCUCAACAGCAAAAAAGAAAAAGUGUGGGGGUACUAAGAAGAAGAAGAAAAAUCCAGAUGUUACACCAGAAUUCAAUGCUUCAAAUGAACUAGCAAAAAAUCUUUUAGCAGCAGUAGGAGGCCUUCCACAAAAUGUCGGGGGGAGUCUGCAGAUGCCAAAUGAAAUGCAACCAAAUUUCUUGUCUUAUAGCUCAGAACUGAUUGAAAAUAUUGCAAAGCAUUUAAACAACACAGACAAACAGUUGUUCUUAUCCUGUAUAAAUGAUAGCAUUAAAGCACACGCUGAUGCUAAUACAAUUUGUCAAACACCCGAUAAGCCAGAAAAAUGUGAUUCUUUGGACAUGCCUACCUUUGCCUCUAACAGCAAAGAUCAUUCUGAAGUACAACUACAGACUGAAGGACUGAAUUGUCAAGCAGCUGAAGUAUUUUCAGUUAAUGGUAAUGCAGAAAACGCUUGCUUUUCGUUACGACAAAGUCAAAAUACUAUAAACCAAGACAUAGACACCAUAUCAAGAGAUAUGCAAAAUAUUAUUUCUGCCACAGUUAAUGAUAGUCCAAAUGGCACACUCAACAUCCCCAUAUGUUCUGCUUCCCCAACACAAGAAGCUGAUCCUUCACCUGAUGCACACAUAUUAGAAAUCAUGGAUUUGGUACAAAAGCUUCAGUUAGUGGAUAAUGUAAGGUUUGAGAACAUAGGAAUUGAUUCAGUCCCUGCAUGUCCUGACUAUUUGCCUAUGACUUCUAGCGUCAUUGUCCCUAAUCCAAGAUUAAAUGUUGUAGAAGAGCCGGAUGUUUCUAAAUCUUUACCUGACAAAGGUAAUGCAAAACCUUUUAUUUGCCAGGAGGUAGACUGUACAUAUUGUGCAAUGACGAAGGACGCUUUGUUUAAGCACUACGCAAAAGUACAUUACUAUACACAAGAAAAGAUUAUGGAAAUAAAGAAACACCAGCUAAAAUUUGCUCCUUUCAAAUGUGUUGUACCCUCAUGUACAAAAACGUUUACCAGAAAUUCAAAUCUUCGAGCACAUUGCCAGUCAAUGCAUAAUUUUACACCUGAACAAAUGGUAAAAUUGAAAAUCAAGAGAGCAUAUGGAAGAAAAUCUGGUGAGAUUGCAUGUGCCAAUAUCCAGGAAUUGCCUCACACAAUUCCAGAAAUGGAACAGAGUGUAGACGAACCACAAGAGCUUACGGGACAGCAUCAAGAGACCCCGACAGUUGAGCGAGUAGAAGCUCCUAAAGAGCAGGAACCCAUAUCGCCUCAAAUUCCCAGUAAACCAGCUUCUCACAUCCUUCAAGCUUUAAGCCAGAAAUGUAAAAGAGGCUCCAAAGUACGAAGAAAAACAAAAGAAUUAAUAGACAAAGUAGAUGUCCAAAAAGAUAUCAAACCUGCUGACCAGGGAUUUAGUACAUAUAAACCGUACCAAUGUGUUCAUCAAGGCUGCACAGCAGCUUUUACUAUACAACAAAACUUAAUGCUUCAUUAUCAAGCAGUUCACAAGUCUGUUUCAAAGUUCUCACUAGAAGAAGGUGAAGAAUCUGAAAAUGGCUUUUCUCGGAAGGAGUUCAGGUGUAUGGAAACAGACUGCUCCAGAAUAUUUCAAGAAGUUGGCAGUCUUAUACAGCACUACAUGAAACUUCAUGAGAUGAUAGCAGAAGAAAUUGAAAAUGUACUUUCUGUAAUAAAUAUUGGAGAAUUUAAAUGUGAUCAGCUUAACUGUGCUUCAUUGUUUUCUAGUUGUACCAGUUACAUUGAGCAUCUUGAAGAAGUCCAUGAAAUAAAAAGGCAUAUUAAAAUGGAUGGAGAGGAAAUGUACAAAUGUGAUUGUGAAGGUUGUGAUCGUGUUUAUGCUACAAGAUCCAAUUUGUUAAGGCAUAUUUUUAACAAGCACAAUGACAAACAUAAGGAGCAUCUAAUUAGGCCAAGAAAAUUUAGUCUCAGUGAUCAAGACACUACCGAUGAAAAACCCAUGAAAGAAAAACCUAGAGUGCCUAAGCAGAAAUGUGAAACGGAAGGUAAUAAUGACCUCAAAGUGAAAGGCUCCAAAGGAUGUUUGGUUGACAGAGAUCUAAAAAUUGAACAAGGACAGACAAAACAAGAAACAUUACCUUUAAAAUAUGGCAGACAUACAUAUUCUUUGAAACCGAAAGAUGCUGCAUUUGUAGAAUGUUCCGAUAAUCUUGCAAAGCAAUAUCCUUGCAUGAUACGUGGAUGUACAUCUGUGGUUACUAGUGAACGCAGUAUCAUCAGGCAUUAUAAAUGUCAUAAACUAUCAAGGGCUUUUAUUUUAAAACACAGAAAUUCUCUAAUAGUAUGCAAAAGACGUGCACGCCCUAAAAGCAAAACGGAGUCUACAAUUCUUAAGGAUGGAGAAGAUCCUAACAACGAGAUCUCCUCAAAGAAAGAAUCUGUACCUAGCCUGCUUGAGUUUGACGAAUCUAGCUUAUCUACAUCUCAGCCAAGUGAAAAUGAAAAAGAUGAGAUGGAUGAACUUGCAGAACUUUUCAUCUCAAAGCUGAGCAAUGAAGAUAGCACAGGUUCUGACAGCCAAGCAAUGACUUCAUCCUUUGUAAGCAGUGAUUUUCAGGAGACAAGCUCCUGCCAGUCUGAACCACAGAAGGAAACAAGUAACCUAAAAAGAACCAAUAAGCAAAAGCAUGUCCUAAAUCGAAAAAGAAAAGUUGUUGAGUCUGAUAUACAAUCAACUGAAACAAGUAGCACAGUCAGUGGUGAGGAGGUUGUUGCUACCUUGCCUACUGCAGAGGAGCCACCUGCAUUUGAUUUAAGCUCAUUUAAACCUUUGGGAUUUGAAGUAUCAUUCCUUAAAUUCCUGGAGGCAUCUGCUACCCAGGAAGAGGAAAGUGUGGACUUAGAUGAUUUUAAAGCAGAAAGCAAUGCUGAAUUGCACCUAAUCAAGAAAAAAAUUCGGUUAUCAGUAGAAGUGGACGAGUUUUCUUUGGAGAGUUCAGAGAGUGACCCUUACUUAUUAUUUGCUAAUCCUUUACACCUUUCAGACAUGGACAAUAUAAAAAUAGUUUUAGAUCAGAAAUUCAAUGACUAUAUUGACCUUGUUGUAAAGCAGCUUAAUGAACUGAAACCUGUUGUUGUUCUUAGAAGAUGUGAAAUGUUGAGGAAUGAACCGACUAGCACAUCCAAGGAAAACAUUUUAGCAGUAGCUGAGGAAGCUACAGCAUAAAAAGUUUCAGAAAAGCAUGCAAUUUAAAGUAUUUUUUUAUUUUUAAUUAAACUUUUUUUUUAUUUUCUAGGGGUUAUCUUGGCCAAAAAAAUCAUGGCACAAGUCAUGCAAUGUUUUUACUCCAUUUUAUCCCUAUGGGACUUAAGUAAUGGGAUUGUUUUAAGUUGUGUAAAUAUUGUUUUAAAACCUCAAUAUUUCUAUUGAUAAAUUGUCCUUUCACAAAUCUAACAAUUUGUGUAUUGUCUAUGAUUUGUUAGGAUCACAGGUUCACUGCUUUUGUGCAAGUGAUACUUGUGUAUGGCAUUUUUUAUGUAAAUAUCACUGUAACACAUUUGCUGCCUAAGUAUAAACUAUUAAAUGACACAUUUAUAUACUGUUUUUUUCCAUUUAAAAUGAUCAUAUUUGACAUUAAUCUAGUUCUGAUCUGCAAGUUUUGACAGGCUAACUUAAUCGCCCAUUAUGACAGAAUUUGGUAAAAAAUAUAUUUUUCAUCAAGUAUUUGUAAUGGUUUUCAUUGCCAUGUAUUUUUACUACUGUUGGCCCCUAAUUUAUACAAAAGGCCUGCUCCAAUAAAUGAAAAAUGAUCAUGUUAAUUAUGAUUAUCUUUGGGGGGCGAAGACAGUUGGUCUCACACAGAAAGAUGAGGUCCCCAUACAAGCUAAUCUUUAUCUGAUUUGGUUACUCAUAUGGAAGGCGACUGACUGGCUCAAAUCACAUGAAUUUCCUAUGCAGCCUCAUCAGGAGAAGAUCAUCAUCAUGGUACAAACCUUUCCUAUUGGCAUUUUUUGACCUAACUGCCAAUGUUGGUUGAGCAGACAGGAAUUUGGCUCAUACACUAGCCAAUACAUGUCCAACUCUCCAACCAUUGCUAAUCCUAAAAUUGCAAAAGCCAAAAUGGAACAUUCAUGAUAACCUUCCUCAAAAAGAAAAUAUACAAAAAAAAACACACUUUAGAUAUAGAUAUAUUGUUAGGUACAAUAAUGUUGCUCUUUUGCAGAUAAUUCCUAAACUAUCCUAUGAAAAACUGGUCAUGGGGAAUGUCACAGCUUCUGAAAAAUAUAUUCUAAAAAUGUAUUCUUUUUCAAGUGGCUCCCAAGGCCUCUUGCUAAUUUACAUGGUUUCAAGGUGUUUAAACUAGCAUUUAAGAAAUCAGAAAUACUAGUAAUGUAUAUGUUAAGUGUGUUACAAAAAUAGUCUUUGUAUAUAGGUUUAUUGGGUACUAACCUUACCAGACUUGUAGUAUAUUUAUACUUUUGUCCUGUUGCUCUGUCCUACCCUAUGAAGGUGUUGCUGACUCAUAAAGAUUUCACAAAAAUACAACUGUUCUACAUGAUCAGAACAAGUUUUCUUCCGUUUCUGUGAGAUGCAUCAAUUUGUUAUUGAGGUGAAAAAACUGUUUGGUCACUUUCGGUACUGCCACUGUUAUGCUACGUGCCGUAUUUUGUGUUAACCGGAGACAAUAGUAGAUGAGUAGUACCAGUUACCUGGGCUGCAGAUUACAUGUGGUUGCUUAACUAUUUAGUGAACUAUCCUAGUAGAAUAGCUGUACCUUACCAGGUUUUGAGCUUUUUGCACCAUAUUUGAGAUUUUUUUUUUUACAUCGUAUUUUGUAGUAUUUAUCCUUAUAAACCUUUUGUAUAAAUUAGGACCUUUAAGGACACAUCACAGAAUCUUUUACAGCAGAUUCAAUAACUAAGUAUAUUUGGUGGUAUAGAGAUGCCUGUCACUCCCUGUGGGCCAUAUUCUGCAGUCCACAAUAUAAGCCUGUCUACAUGACUGCCGACACCUGUAAAAAAAUGUUAAUGAAUUUAGCAAUCCUUUUCUGCCAAGCAUCUGUUCAAAUCUGUACUGUUAGUAUACAAUCAGUAACCCAUUUUGACAUGUGCCUGCACUGACCCUAAACCUGCAACUAGCAUUUAGCACUGCACUAUAUUCUGACAAAGAGCGUAACUGCCAAGGUGCUUGUCAGAGCGGGGGUUGGUGAGUUCAGAUUAGAAGAAACAUGGUGAUAGUUUUGGCCAUAGUGUAAAAGCAAGAUUGCUAAACGCAUAUUACAAACUCAAGUGACUGGUUUGGGCUGGUUAAUAGAGUGCAGGUCUCAGAAACAGUACAAAUCAUGACAUCCUUUUUAACAGUUCAGUAUUCCAUGCUGUCUCACAAAGGGGAAAAUGCUUCUGAAGGAUACAGAGUAAAUGGUUUAUUGGCUUAAAGACAUCUCAAUGGCAAUGUUUUGGCCCUUUAGGGAGCCUAGUCUAAAGCUGAAUUGCAUCAUACUGGGAAAUGCUCAUGUAAAAUACUAUAUACUAGUAAUAUAAAGAUUUUCACACUGCACUCAGGAGACCCAUCAUCAGUAAAUCUAACUUUAGCCGUUCUGUUAGAGCAACCGGGUGAUUAUUAGCACUGUAAUCUAUUUUAAAGGAGAACUAAAGCUUAACUAAAGAGCUAGAAAAGUUGUACAUUAUGCUUGGGGCUUCUGUACCAGCCUGAGGCAACCACAGCCCAUUAGCAGGAAAGAUAUGUGCCUCCAAAGAUGCCCCAGUAGCUCACCGUCUUCUUUUCUGCUGAUUCACUGCAUAUGAUUUGUGCUGCUGUCACUUACUGAGCUUAGGGACCGACUCACAAUAUACAGUACACAUAGAAUAUAAAUGUCCAAAGAUAUAUUCUUAUGGAUGAUGAGAUCCUUUUCGUUAUUGUGUAGGGUUCAACUUCAGUGUUUAGGCACCGCAAGACCUGCAGACUUUCACAAUUCAGAAAUAGGACUCUGGAGAAGCGAACUUGCUGAUUCAGUGAUUCAUUUAUUCAAAAAGUGCACUUUUUGAAUAAAUGAAUCGCUGAAUCAGCAAGUUCGCUUCUCCAGAGUCCUAUUUCUGAAUUGGAAUAUAAAUGUCCCACUAUAAGGCUGAUUUGUAAUUAGUACAGAUAAUUACUACAUGGUAGUACAGAAACCAGUGCAACUAGCAUCAGAAUUUAAUCAGCCCUGUAGCAUCAGCUUAUAUUACAGGCCAACCUUAUUUUCUGCUUGAUAAUUUGCGAUGACUCCUAAGCGUAGCUUCUAAUCAGCUGCUCAGAGCCCACUGAGCAUGUGAGUGUUUCCAAGAUGGUGGCCCCCUGUGACACGUUUGAAGUCAUUGAGAAGCUGAACCUUUAGGCAUGUGCAGGGUUGGACUGGGGGGCCCAUGACCCCCUGGGGCUGCUGUUGCAGGGCACCAAUCUAGGUCUCCUUCUGGGUUCUGCACCUAGCCGUGUCCCCCAGCUAGACGCUCAUUUUUAGCCAUAUUAAUUUUUAGAGAUUACGUCUGAUUUAAUUCGUUAUACUUUUGUGUGCUAAAAACAGGAGUAAAACUUGAAUGUACUAUUCCUAAAUGCACUUUUGUUUACAUUAUCUUUGUUCCCACUCAGUUUGUCAGUAAAGUUCUAAAUUGCCUGCUUAUGGUCAAAAAGACAGUAGGAAAUUGAGAUUAAUUAGUCCACAAUAAAGCAUAAAAUUAAAAUGUUCUACUGAAGAAGAAAAUAGCUCUGGGACACCAUUUGGAAGAGCCAGCACUGUCUCCAAAUGAAAUUUAGAUGUAGUGAAGGAGAGCUACUGCAACUGCAGUUUGCAUGAUUUUGCAGUCUUGGGGGCUUUUACAUUUUCAAUGCAACACAUUGGAGGUAUCUAGGAAAUACUGGAUUUGCAAACAGCAAAGAUUGUGCCUUAAAUUUCUUUAGCAAGUUAUUAUUGGGCAUUUCGAGAACAAUGCUUUAUUUUUCUAAAAGGACCACUUAUUUUCUAAAAAUAUGUUGGCCCUUUUCUAUGCACAAUUCAGUAAGAACAUUUAAUCAUGGAAACAACCGUACCGAUAUAAAAUGUCUCGUUACCUUUUUGCGUUCAUCUUUAGUUUCUAUCCUUCUUAUAUUGCACACAGCCAUUCAGUGUUAUAGCACAUAAAAGUCAGCAAUAAAAGUGUAAAGCAGAAUUGCUCUAUUUCAGUUUAUACAUGUACAAUCUUUGUGAUAGACUAAUAAAAUCAUAAGUGACAGUG
Molecule: messenger RNA, 12153 nt
Organism: Xenopus laevis (African clawed frog)
Lineage: Eukaryota; Metazoa; Chordata; Amphibia; Anura; Pipidae
Gene: znf292.L
Product: zinc finger protein 292 L homeolog
Exons: 8
Coding region: 170-8131 (2653 amino acids)
Biological process (GO): regulation of transcription by RNA polymerase II
Cellular component (GO): nucleus
Molecular function (GO): DNA-binding transcription factor activity, RNA polymerase II-specific; DNA binding
Source: RefSeq, a predicted model, not a curated record